This is a messenger RNA of Sphaerodactylus townsendi, 2413 nucleotides long. It is a transcript of the gene SLC25A39, whose product is annotated as solute carrier family 25 member 39. Gene Ontology annotation, biological process: mitochondrial transmembrane transport. NCBI's taxonomy places the organism in Eukaryota, Metazoa, Chordata, Lepidosauria, Squamata, Sphaerodactylidae. The record is from RefSeq and is a predicted model, not a curated record. Bases 178 to 1299 code for a protein of 373 amino acids. The transcript has 12 exons.
AAGUGCUGCCAGGAGGGGGCCCUGCGUGUCCUUAGUAGGAAGCAGCUGCCGCGUGCAGGAUCGGCGGGGCUGCUCUGUCCUGCAGCCUCACCGGCUCCUCUUCCAUUAACAUCACCAGGAGGGGCAGCAAAUGGACUUCCAGUUAAAAGUGUUGGUGAUGCAUUUAAUGGCCGGUGAAUGGGGGCAAGCUGCCAACACGCACGUGGCUGGGAAGGGCAGGUAAGCAGGACAAUGGCUGAGAAUCCAUCGGAGCGUCCAUCUGGGGGCAUCACCCCUAUGCAGCAGAUGCUGGCAUCUGGGACUGGGGCCCUCUUUACAUCUCUCUUUGUAACCCCUCUGGAUGUGGUGAAGAUCCGACUGCAGGCACAGAGGACACCAUUCUCAAAAGUGUUGUCAGUACAGUCUAUGCCCUGGAGUAUUCACCAGCCCAAAUGGAAAUGCUUCCUUUACUGCAACGGCCUCAUGGAUCACCUGUAUGUGUGUGAGAAUGGAAACAGCUGUUCGGCUUGGUACAAGACCCCCGCCCGUUUCACAGGAACUUUGGACGCUUUUGUGAAGAUCGUACGCUACGAGGGCAUCCGAUCCUUAUGGAGCGGCCUGCCACCCACACUAGUGAUGGCUGUCCCCGCCACGGUGAUCUACUUCACUGGUUAUGAUCAGCUGCGUGACUUCUUGUGUGCCAAGGUGGACAGCCAGGGGCGCUACAUCCCACUUGUGGCUGGAGCUUUCGCUAGGUUGGGUGCCGUAACGGUGAUCAGCCCCUUGGAACUCAUCCGGACGAAGAUGCAGUCCCGCCAGCUGAGCUACCGGGAGCUGCGUGUCUGCAUUCAGUCUGCCGUGGCCCAGGACGGCUGGCUCUCCCUCUGGAGGGGCUGGGGGCCCACAGUGUUACGGGAUGUUCCCUUCUCUGCUCUGUACUGGUACAACUAUGAACUGGUGAAAGACUGGCUAUGCAGCCGAUUCCAUCUCAAGGAAGCCACCUUCAUGGUCAGCUUUGCAGCUGGUGGCAUUUCUGGCAUGGUGGCUGCAGUCCUGACACUGCCUUUUGAUGUGGUCAAAACCCAGCGGCAGAUUGAGCUGGGGAACAUGGAGACCCUCCAAGUUACUGCUUCCAAAUCCUCCACCUGGCUGCUUAUGAGAAGGAUACAGGCAGAAUCUGGCACCCGGGGACUCUUUGCAGGUUUCCUGCCACGUGUCAUCAAGGUGGCCCCGGCCUGUGCCAUCAUGAUCAGCACAUACGAAUUUGGCAAAACCUUUUUCCAAAAGAUGAACCAGGAACGACAGCUCAGCAGCUUGUGAGCUCUGGGAUGAAGUUUCCAACAGCAUCCUUGCAGUGGACCAAUACCAUGUGGGUGUGGGGGGGUCCAACAAGUGGCCAGCAAAGUUUGUGAAUAAGACUGCUGCUUAUUUUUAGCCAAGAUUGAGAAGACCAGACCCAGGAAAUAUUGUUUUCACUUUCCUUUGCUAUUAUUAGUUUCUGUGCUCUUUCCCUGGGUGACUCUUUCAGGGAUUGUCUAACUUUCUUAGCUGGUCCCUUCACCAUAGAAUCAUGUGGUCAAGUCGAGUGGUUCCAACGCUGUACCUUUUCUGGCCUUUCUUGUAUCCUGCCGAAGAAGAGGCGCUCUGCCCACGAGAAACCAAUUCAGUCUGACUUGCAGCGGAGCCUCUAACGGAACGUGGUGUUCUUGGCUAGCUUUGAGUGGCAGGUGGAAGGAAAAGGGAGAACUAGGAUGGAUAGCCUUGGCAUUUCAAAACAAGAGCACACAUAAUCCCUUUUUUGUGGGCCUUUGGAGAAACUUCAAGCUGUAGACCAAGGGACGUCUCUAUCUUGGCCUUAAUUUCUUUCUCUCAUUUUUUUUUACUUGCAUGCCUGCUGUGUUCCCAUGUAACAUGUUCAACACACAAAUGGCACACUGACUCACAGUGCAGCCCCACAGUGGACUUUUGGGGACUGUAGAUAGAAACACUGGUUUGAAUACUCAGGGCUGAAUAUCCGCUGUUCUUUUCAUCCUGUUCUUUCUACCACAGUCAUUUGCCCCAGGGACAGCUUGACUUCUUCAUGCCUUAAGUUAUCAGCAUGGGCACAAAGCCAUUAAAACUCUGCUCUUUCCCCUCCCAAACACAGCCUCACCCCCAUUUUCUAUAUCUAAGCAGAAGUAGAGUCUUAAGCUGCCCCACGUUUCUAGGAGACUUCAAGUAGCACCUUUACCCGGCCAUCCGUGUGUCCAUUUUCUUGUUAAUUUAUGUGCCUGCUGCAUAGUUCUCAUGGAGAAAGACAUCCUGAACCUCAUAUUUCUGAAAUAAAAUUAAUUUUUAAAAAGCUAUGUGAAAUUUAAAAGCAACAGGAGCCAGAUGUACUGAUAGAUUUGUGUUCUGCUUGCUCAGGGCAUGAAAGAAACAUUUCUAGACAUUU